Molecule: messenger RNA, 1422 nt
Organism: Exserohilum turcica Et28A
Lineage: Eukaryota; Fungi; Ascomycota; Dothideomycetes; Pleosporales; Pleosporaceae
Exons: 1
Coding region: 108-1262 (384 amino acids)
Source: RefSeq, a predicted model, not a curated record
UUAACACACAGACCUCUCGUAUACCGCCCACCCCCCCACCCACGUGUAUACACGCAUCGUCCCGCCCCGUAUCGUACUCCUCGACUCUCGAAACUCCACCUUCCCCCAUGGCGUCUCCAGCCACGAUUCCGUUCACCUCAGUCGACACCACCACCCGCCAGCCCGCCAAGGACGAGGUAGAGUCGCCCAGCAUCUCGAGCGCAAAUGCGCUUGCCCGCUACGAGUAUGAGGCGGGCCAUGGCAAUGCCACAACAGGCACCAAGAUCCUGAUGGUGGAGUGGGAAGACGACGACACAACGCGGGGCGUGCGCGGCGACUGGCAUAUUUCGUGGGACGGCAGCACGCGCGUCUUGCCUGCCAACGACCAGCCUGCCAAUGAUGUGCAUCGCAUGUACUUUCUGCUGCCCCCGGGCGUUGCGGUACCUACCAGCGUCACACUGACGCUACGGCCACAGGACGCCAGCAAACCUCCCGUCGUCUGGCAUACCAACCCCCUCCCGGCCCUCUUCCCACCGGAGCUCGGGGCGUCUGCGCGUGCAGCGGGCAAAAAGGGUGUCUUGCACACCAUCUGGGCAAAGAAGCGGCUGCAGGUGCUGCAAAAGGAGAUUGAGGCCGAGUCACGCACCAACGUCGAGGGCGUGGGCCUGCUCAUGGCCGUGCAAGAGAAGGAGUGGAUCGAGUCGACGUUUGGCGUGAAUGCCAAACCGGCAGGCCUGAGCAUCUCACUGGGAGAGCCCACGCUGGCUCCGAUGAAGGGGCCCUCGAGCCCUCGAUCGCCUGGCGGAGGGCGGCUGAUGGACAAACUGGCGGGACUGCGACUAAGCACGAGCGAAAAGGACCUCUCGCCCAACAGCAGCACGCCGGGUUUCUCCAACCCCCUAUCGCCCGAGUCGUCGGAUAUUGCCAUUAGUUCGUUCGCUGUCUUCAAGGGCGCAAAUCCAUCGACACUUGCGGCGAAGCCUCCGCAACCACCCCAGGCUCAGCCAGCAGAUCCACCUCGGAAAAUCGCGGCCCAGGCGCCUCCGCAGUUCAUCAUGGAGCAGCAGAGUGCUGGCAUGGGCUCGCUCAACGCACUAUCUGGCCCAGCGCCCGUGUUCCAGUCUCGAGCCCCGGUGCUAUCGACCGCCACCGAUGAUGACGACAAGGACGACGGCUUGUUUGCGCUGCCCAUUAGCCCGCGAAGCCCCGAAGUGGGCAAGAGUCCAUUUUCGUUUUCAGCAAGCGAUACGGCCCCUUUUCUGAAGGAAGAGAAGGCUGCUUGAGUGACAAUACACGUGCUUGUUGUCCCGGAGUCUUGGGGUAUGGAAUUCUGGUCUUGGUCGGAGAGGCCGUGUAGCCCUCCUGUUUGGCGUGAUACCUUGGCGGCUUUGUUGCCUCUUUGCAAAAUCCUACAUAGGUCAAUACAUCAUCAUGAACAAGAUU